Molecule: messenger RNA, 585 nt
Organism: Trametes versicolor FP-101664 SS1
Lineage: Eukaryota; Fungi; Basidiomycota; Agaricomycetes; Polyporales; Polyporaceae
Exons: 3
Coding region: 1-585 (194 amino acids)
Source: RefSeq, a predicted model, not a curated record
AUGCAGGCCGUUGGUCCUCUCCCAGCGAAAUGGUGGCCAACUGCUAUUCAAUUCCACAUCCACCUGUUUUACACCAUUCCCAUCAAUGGCAAGAUUGCACCCACCCCAGAAGCCAUGUGUCACCAUUCUUGGACGCUGCAAAUGUGCAGCAAGUGCUCAGCAAUCGUACAGCACCCCGUGCAACAUGUCACCCCCAGCAGUGCCAACGACUCGGAUGUGGACAUCCCCAGUGUGGACAGCGGGCAAGUGUCAUCCCCAAUCCUGUCCUUGCCCAACAAAGUGCCUCACACGGGCUGUGAUGGCAUCCUGUGCACACACACCAAAGACAGCAGCGAGUACAAGCUCAAGGACACGGAAGACAUGGAGUUCAAUGAGGUCGAGCGUGUUCUGUACGAAGCAAUCAAGAUUGUCCGAGAGCAGUUGGAGAACCCGGAUCCUUGCUUCGUCAGCCUACCCCCGACCUUGAAUCUCUCAGCACUGAGGACACAAUUGACUUCCUUGAUUGUGUGCUCCUCCUCUUCCAAGCACAUCACACAGACACUUGGCUCGUUCAAGAUGCCAAGGUCGUUUACACAGCACGAUUGA